Messenger RNA from Symbiodinium pilosum, 1422 nucleotides. The record is from the annotation of a GenBank genome assembly. Lineage: Eukaryota; Dinophyceae; Suessiales; Symbiodiniaceae.
AUGAGUGUAGAUAUCAUGCUGAAGACCUUUGUGGCGGCUGCCUGCGCUGCACUCGUUGUGAGAUUUUUCCAUGGUGGCUUCGACACGGGGCUUUGGGGGAUGCUUGGCUCCACCGUUCCUUUGGAGUUUGGCGCCCUGCCGGACCUGAAGUACGCCAUUUGGGAGCUUCCUGCGUUUGCAUUGCUUGGCAUUCUGGGUGGCCUGAUGGGCGCUUUGUACAACUGGCUCAACGUGAAGAUCACGAAAGUGAGGAUGAGAUUCAUUGGGCCCACUGGCGUGCGGCGGUGGUUGGAGGUGCUCUUCCUCACUUUUGUUGUGGCCACCAUCAAGUUUACUGUGCCUGUCCUCCUGAUGGACGGAGUAGGCAAUGUCUUCGGCUCCGUCAAGCAGACGCUCUGGUGGUCUGACCAGGCCGAUGGAGUCAAGGCCAUCUUUCACAAGGAGAUGUUGGCCUCCGACAUGGCCAUCUUAGGCAGUGUACAAUUCUUCAUCGCCUGUUGGACGUAUGGCGCUGGUGUUCCCAGUGGGCUGUUCUUGCCUUCGUUGUUCCUUGGUGCCGCCUGGGGCAAGCUGUUUGGGAUGGGUCUUUUCGAAAUAGGCUUUCUUCACCAAAUCAGCGACGCUGACAAGUACGCCUUUGUUGGUUCAGCGGCGGCUUUAUCUGGCCUCGGGCGCAUUACGAUAUCCCUCUCUGUAAUAGUUAUGGAGUGCACCAUCAACAACCAGUUUGGGGUUCCGCUAUUCCUAGCCACCAUGCUGGCAAAGUGGGUUGGACAACUCUUCAAUGAAGGGAUCUACGACCUGCAUCUAGAGCUCAAGCACGUGCCUUUGCUGGAGCCCAUGGGCGGCAAGGAGCUGCUGGACCUCAGAGCCAUGGAUAUCAUGGCCCGAGACAUCAAGUCUUUGCCGCCCACUGCUCCUGUGAAGCAGCUGGUCGGCUUGCUUCAGGAUGAGAGUCACAACCACCAUGGGUUUCCAGUCGUCGACAUGUCCUCAGGCGUCUUCUUGGGUCUCAUUCGGCGCAGUGAGCUUCUUCAUAUCCUGGAGCGAGGCAAGAGGUUCAGCUUCGAAGCGAAUCAUCAAGGUGCCUUUGGGGGUCAGAAGGAUCUCGUGCAUCCCAUGGUGUAUAACCUCACUCCGGAAGAGAUUCUGGAGCAGAUAUCCGAAGAGGACUUGGACAAACAGGUCAACCUGAUGCCGUACAUGAAUCGCGCAGCAUACACUGUGCCACACAAGGCAUCGGUGCUGCGAUGCUUUGCGAUUUUCCGCUCCAUCGGGCUUAGACACCUGCCCGUCCUCGAUGAGCAGAGCCGCCUGAGGGGACUGAUAACGCGCAAGGACCUGCUUUUGGAACAUCUUCAUGAGAAGAAGUGGGACAUCUAUGCCAGCGACGACGAAUCUGAUGAGGAUGAGAGCGCUUGA